Camellia sinensis is the source of this 2394-nucleotide messenger RNA. Its product is annotated as transcription factor TCP2. Gene Ontology annotation, biological process: regulation of secondary shoot formation. Gene Ontology annotation, molecular function: DNA-binding transcription factor activity; sequence-specific DNA binding. The record is from RefSeq and is a predicted model, not a curated record. NCBI's taxonomy places the organism in Eukaryota, Viridiplantae, Streptophyta, Magnoliopsida, Ericales, Theaceae. Gene Ontology annotation, cellular component: nucleus.
GGUAUAGUUUGAAUUUGCAUCUCUCUUUCUGAAAAUAAUUUUGAACUGUUAGUUAGAGAGAGAGGGAGAGGGAGAGGGAGUGAGUACUUCGAAGUUCGGAAACUCGAGGAGGCAACAACAGUACAGGAAAUUCGGGAGGACCUGAAACACACAGAUCUGAUUGCUUUGGAUCUACAUUUUGUCGUGUAAUUGAAGAACCAGUUGGCUGAAUCUGAGCAAAUUCAGAGGCUUCUUUUUUGCUUUUGAAAGCACUGUAAAAAGCUUAAAUGGAGUCUCAUCUGACAUUAUUACCGGCCUGCGAACGAACGUGAUAUAUCGAAGCGUGAAAAAGGGUCCCUCGUAGAUAGAUAUAUAUAUAUAUCUACGUGUAUACAUACAUAUAUAUAUAUAUAUAAUUAUUGAUACAAAAGCUACAGUAGACUGUAUGAUCGUCAUCAAUGCAAAGGACACCCCAACAUCUUCAAGUUUUCUCUCUCCUCCAAACCCUAAUUUAGAUCCCAAAUAGGCCCCCUCUUUCUCUCUCUAAAAACUGGGAGGAUAAGAGGAGAAGAAAAAGCUCAAGUUUUGAUGUGAGAAAGGCAUGAAAGUGGUAUGGAGGUGGACGAGAUUCAAACUCAGGGACACAAGUUUCCAAGGAUAGGUAACGGUAGAGGUGAUUGUAACAAGAUAGGGCAAAAGGGGGAAGAACAAUAUCCUGAUGAUGAAGAAGAUGGAGAAAUCAAAAGGAGUGGCGGCGGCCGCAGCGGCGGUGGGAUUGAGAUUGGCGGUGGCGGUGUUGGGCGGCUUUGUGGGUGGCCAUCGUCUCGAAUUGUUAGGGUUUCUAGGGCAUCUGGUGGGAAAGAUCGGCACAGCAAGGUUUGGACCUCGAAAGGGCUUCGGGAUCGCCGUGUUCGCCUCUCGGUCACCACCGCUAUUCAGUUUUACGAUCUUCAAGAUCGUUUGGGUUAUGAUCAGCCUAGCAAGGCUGUAGAGUGGCUUCUUAAAGCGGCCGCGAAGUCCAUUGAUGAACUUCCUUCUAUAAAUACUUCAUUUCCAGACACUCCUCAGCAAUUGAGCGAUGAAAAGAGGUCGAGUGCUGGUACUGAACAAGGGUUUGAUUCGGCCGAUUUGGAAUUAGAUGGUGGUGAUCAGACUUUUCAUCAUCAGCAGCACCAACAGCAUGUUUCUUUGUCGAAAUCGGCGUGUAGUAGUGCUUCGGAGACGAGUAAGGGCUCGGGUUUAUCUCUCUCGCAGAGGUCUGAAAGCCGCAUAAAAGCAAGAGAGAGAGCUAGGGAAAGGAAAGCAGGGAGGGAGUGGAAAGAGAAAGAGAAAGAGAGUCAUGAAUCUGUUAAUCAUCCCCAAAAUAUUAACCCUAUUUCCCAAAGCUCUUUCACUGAGCUUCUCACUGGUGGCAUAAACAAUGUUAAUAGCGCCACCACCACCGCGAGUCCUAAUGGAUCCGCAGCCAAUUUGUUCCAGAAAUCGACUCGGCCGCAGUGGUCUUCAGCUCCGAUGGACUACUUCACUUCAGGGCUUCUCAACUCGUCUCCAUCCCGAAACCCUCACUCAUCUGGGUUUUCUGGACAAAUUCACUUGGGGAAUUCUCUGCCACCGUCCAUGGCGAUUUCCCAAUUCAGUCUCACGGCCGAUCACCACCACCACCACCACCCGGAGCUGCAGCAUUUCUCGUUCGUCCCAGACCAUCUCAUCCCAGUCUCCACCGCUGGCGUUGGUGGUGAUUACAAUCUCAACUUCACCAUCUCUUCUGGUGGCCUUGCUGGUUUCAAUAGGGGGACCCUUCAGUCCAAUUCACCGUCUCUGUUGCCUCAUGUUCAGAGGUUAUCUACCAUAGACGGAUCAAAUGUACCAUUCUUCAUCGGGACCGCGGCUUCAAAUGCUGCACCGGUGGAGAAUCAUCAUCAGUUCCCAGCUGGGCUUGAUGGCCGCUUGCAACUCUGCUAUGGCGAUGGACGCGGCCGACAAUCAGACCAGAAGGGGAAAGGAAAGCACUGAGUUCGUUGCAGAGCUCGUUCCUCUCGGCCCAUCUUUGUCUCUCUGCAUGAUAUUGAAGAUGGAUUAGCGGCAAGCCCUGAGUGAAUGCGUGUCUUCUCUAUCUCAGGAAAAUGUCAUUAUUUAUGCUUCCAAAAUUCUUUUUUAUGUCUGUUUUAUUCAUUUUGAAGUCAUUCAGUUCUCAUUCACGUAUUCGGAUAUAUUUAUGUAUGCAUGCAAUUUGUGUUUUGAGUUUUGGGUAAUUUGUGUGGAGAGUUUUUGAUUUCUAUUGUGCUGUGUGAGAGAGAAGAAUGCAAGAGAGAAAUUAACGCAAACACUAUUUGAAAAUCUUCACAAAACAUUUAACAAGUUGAUCAUGUGCUCCAAUGAGAUAUAGCAAAGAUGUCAUUGUAAGCAUUUAGGUGA